Molecule: messenger RNA, 858 nt
Organism: Nerophis lumbriciformis (worm pipefish)
Lineage: Eukaryota; Metazoa; Chordata; Actinopteri; Syngnathiformes; Syngnathidae
Source: RefSeq, a predicted model, not a curated record
UCACGUCCAGCUCUUGGCUCAGGAGACCAAAUUGCUGCAAGUUGUGGACACACGAGCGCGUGUAGCGCAUCGACUUUGGCGUCAAUGGAUCGUCACUUCAGUUUGAUUUCGAUUUGGCUCCAACUGGAACUUUGCGCCAUGGCUGUCCUUCUCACUAAAGGGGAAAUAAGGUGUUACUGUGAUGCACCUCACUGUGUGGCCACAGGAUACAUGUGCAAGUCUGAGCUAAACGCCUGCUUCACCAAGGUGUUGGACCCACUAAGCUCCAACUCUCCCCUCACACACGGGUGUUUAGACCCCAUCGCCAACGCUGGCGACGUCUGCAGCAACCAGAGGGCCUCAGACGCCCUCGCCGGUGCCGCCACUCUGGACUGUUGCCACGACGACAUGUGUAACUACAGAGGCCUGCAUGACCUGGCACACACAAGGGACUCCACAGAUCAUGGUCGAUACCAGCAAGAGGGCAACAACAGAAACCUGGUGACGCGUGUUCAGGAGUUAGCCUCGGCCAAGGAGGUGUGGUUCCGAGCUGCGGUGAUCGCCGUCCCCAUCGCCGGCGGCCUCAUACUGGUGCUACUCAUCAUGUUGGCGCUGCGUAUGCUGCGCAGUGAGAACAAGCGGCUACAGGAUCAACGGCAGCAGAUGCUGUCGCGGCUUCACUACAGCUUCCACGGCCACCAUACCAAGAAAGGCCAUGUGGCAAAGCUGGACUUGGAGUGCAUGGUGCCCGUCACGGGUCACGAAAACUGCUGUCUGACCUGCGAUAAGAUGAGGCAGACGGACCUCAGUAAUGAUAAGAUACUAUCCCUCGUCCACUGGGGAAUGUACAGCGGCCAUGGCAAGCUGGAGUUUGUAUGA